Ceratitis capitata (Mediterranean fruit fly) is the source of this 934-nucleotide messenger RNA. RefSeq lists its product as uncharacterized. Lineage: Eukaryota; Metazoa; Arthropoda; Insecta; Diptera; Tephritidae. The transcript has 2 exons. Bases 119 to 742 code for a protein of 207 amino acids. The record is from RefSeq and is a predicted model, not a curated record.
AGAUCACUCAACAUCUCGAACGACCACAAUCAGUAAGCUUUCUACAUCUAAAAUAAAAGUUGAAAAGGACGACAGCAUUCAGGGAGUCAAGUCAUCAGUAGUUUUAACACAAAAGAAUAUGAAUCUCAGCUUCAUACCAGGCCAGCGUGGUAAAUCACUAUUGUGUUUUAACAAUUUCACCUAUGCGAAGAACAAUGUAUGUGGUAACACUACGUACUGGAAUUGCCGAAGUCGACGCGUUGGUAUGAAGCCUUGUAAGGCACGCAUAACAACAACGAAACAACCAAAUGAGGGCAGUGUCGCUAUUUAUUCAGCCACUUCACGGGGGCGUGUGCAACUCAUUUAUGGUGGGCAACCGUUUAUCUUUGAAAAAAUCUUGAAGUUAGCAACUGGGGAGGAGAAAAAAUUUUGGCGCUGUAAUCAAUGGUGGAACCAAAAGUGCCGUUCACGCGUCUAUACCAUCAACGAUAUAGUUAUGCCACUUAAUCGCUACCACACGCAUGAGGAAAUCGUUCGACGUAAGAAACGUACACGCCGGGUACCACCUAGUGGCGGUACAACGUCUAAAAAGGAGAAGAAAACACCGGCAAUCGAAAAUACAAGUGUAGAAGCGGUGGCAACUACAACUACAGAUCCUAUUGAUGUAGCUGAGCUAGGAAUGCAUUUAAAAUAUGAGGAAAUCGUAGCUGAUGUCACAGAAAUAGUUGAACCGAGCGACAUUGUGAAAAAAAGUUUGAAGUAGUAAUUUCGGAAGUAUGUAUGUAUGUAAAUGUAGUAGCUUAAAUGGCGAUUAUGCUAAUUUAGCCCCAUUAAGAGCAUUAGUGAUCUAAUUUUUAUGCAUACUGAGUUAAUAUUAUUACGGUACCGCAUUUUUUUUCUAAAACUUAUCUAAAAUGUGUACGUAGUUAUUUUUAAUAAAAUACAUAUGUAAUUA